AAAAAGAUAAAAUCGAACCGGCCAGGUGGAAACGGGAACCGCUCACAAGCCACAGCUGAUUGGACAAACAACGCUUUAGCCAAUGGACUGUCACUCAAGCCAUAGGGGGCGUGGCAUGUGUCUGUCCAAUCAGGAGCCCCGGUCGGUCGGAUGCGUGGUGUUACGCAAGCUCCGGUUUUGGACGCCCUCUCUCACUGGGGGCCACUUCAGGGUCGGCCGUCACGUGCCCUUCGCUGGAGCUGGUGGCUCUGCUGCAGUCUCAGUGGCGCAGUGACCUGCCCUGAUGGUGGGAGUCUUUAGAAGGAACUCAGACAAACCCAAGAAACCUGGAAAUGGACUCAGUAGUCUUUGAGGAUGUGGCUGUGAACUUCACCCUGGAAGAGUGGGCUUUACUGGCUCCUUCGGAGAAGAAACUCUACAGAUAUGUGAUGCAGGAAACCUUCAGGAAUCUGGCCUCAAUAGGGAAAACAUGGGAAGAUCAUGAUAUUGAAGAUCAGCACAAAAACCAAGGGAGUAAACUAAGAAGCCACAUGGUUGAGGCAUUCUGUGCAAAUAAAGAGAGUAGUCCAUGUGGAAGAAACUUGAGUCUUAUUCCAAGUCUAAGUCUGAAGAAGAAAGCUACUGGAGUGAAACCACAUGAAUGCAGUGCAUGUGGAGAAGUAUUCAUGCAUCAUUCAUCCCUUAAUAGACACAUGAGAUGUCACACGGAACCUAAACCAUAUGAGUAUCAGAAAUAUGGAGAGAAGCCAUAUAAAUGUAAGAUAUGUGGGAAAGCAUUCCGCUAUCUCCAGUGUUUUAAAAAACAUGAAAGAAACCACAAUGGAGAGAAAAUUUAUAAAUGUGAGGAAUGUGAGAAAGUCUUCAUUUGUUUCAGUUCCCUUCACGUGCAUGGAAGAAGUCACACUGAAGAGAAACACCAUCAGUGUAAACAAUUUGGAAGAGUCUAUAGGUAUCAAAGACAUGGCAGAACUGGCACAGUAGAGAAAUUUUAUGAAUGUAAGCAAUGUGGUAGGGCCUAUAUUUCCCUUCGAGGUUUAAAAAUACAUGAAAGAAAUCACACUGGAGAAAAACCCUAUCAAUGUAACUUAUGUGGUAAAACUUUCAGUUCUCAUCUGGGUUUCAAAAUACAUGAAAGAAAUCACAGUGGAGAGAAACCGUAUGAAUGUAAAAAAUGUACCAAAGCAUUCAGUUGCCCCAGUUCUCUUCGAAGACAUGAAAGAAUUCAUACUGGGGAGAAACCCUAUCAGUGUAAGGCAUGCGGCAAAGUCUACAGAUAUCAUAGUUCCUUACAAACACAUGAAAGGACCCACACAGGAGAGAAACCCUAUGAAUGUAAGGCAUGUGGGAAAGCCUUUACUUCUCUUUCAAGCUUCCGAGCACACACAAUCACUCACACUGGAGAAGGACCUUAUAAAUGUAAGGAGUGUGAGAAAACAUUCCUUUCUCCCAGUUCAUUUCAAAUACAUGAAAGGAGUCAUACUGGAGAGAAACCCUAUGAAUGUAAACAGUGUGGUAAAGCUUUCAGUUAUUUCUAUUCCUUACAAUCACACAGAAGAACUCACACUGGAGAAAAACCUUAUAAAUGUAAAAUAUGUGGCAAAGGCUUCAGUUGUUCCAGUUAUGUUCAAGUACAUGAGAGAAUUCAUACUGGAGAGAAACCCUUUGAAUGUAAUGAAUGUGGGAAAGCCUUCAUUUGUCACACAAAUUUUCAGAGACAUGUGAGACUGCAUACUGGAGAGAAACCAUAUAGAUGUGAAGAAUGUGGGAAAGCCUUUAGUUGUCCCAGUUCCUUCCGAAAGCAUAAAAGGAGCCACUGGAUAAAUAAUCUUGAAGGUAAACAGCAUCAGAAAAGACUUGAGCUGGCUCCAUCCUUACAUGUUAAAACUUUCAUGGAAAAGAAAUAAAAGCAUAGGUAACAUUGGAAAGCUUGAUGGAAAUUAAAGUUAGAGAAAACUUUCGAUGUGAAAGAAUUAUGAAAGUUUAAAUAUAUUUUGUUUGCUAAGCCUUUCUAAAGUGCAUCAUUGGACUGUAGGUUUUUACAAAUUAUGUUUAUUAGUAUUACUUUUUGUUGAAGUAUAGUUGCUGUACAAUGUUAUAUAAGUCACGGUUGUACUAUAUGGUGAGUCACAAUUUUUAAAGGUUAUACUCCAUUUGUAGUUGCUGUAAGAUAUUGGCUGUAUUCCUAUUAUACCAUAUAUCCUUGUAGCUUGUUUGAUGUUUGAUACCUAUCUACCAUUUACUUUAAAAAAUGAGAACUGAGGUGAGGUAAUUCAUUGAUUUGCCUUUUAACAAUAAUACAUAAAAUUAACAGGUAGGUCUUUUUGGUUAAAUGAGUUAAUGAUAUUGAAAUGUAUUUUUUUGGGGGGUGGUGCCAAUGGCACUUAAAAGUUCCUGGGCCAGGGAUCAAGCGCAAGCCAUAUCAGUGACAAUACUGGAACCUUGACCCAGUAGGCCAGCAGGGCACUUUAUAGUGUAUUUCUAAUAGGAGUUAGGUUUAACUUUGUUUUUCUCUUUUCUUUUUGUUUUUCUUUUCAGGACUGCACCCAUCACAUGUGGAAGUUCCCAGGCUAGGGAUUGACUCAGAACUGUAGCUGCUGGUCUACACCAUAGCCAUAGCAAUACCAGAUCCAGGCUACAUCUGCAGCCUAUGCCAUAGCUUUUGACAACACUGGAUCCUUAACCCACCGAGUGAGGCCAGGGAUCAGACCUGCAUCCUUAUGGAUGCUAUUUGGGUUCUUAACCUGCAGAGCCACAACAAGAACUGCUAAUUUUUUUUUUCUUUUUAUGGCCAAACCUGUGGCAUAUGGAAGUUUCUGGAUCGGGGUCGAAUAAAAGCCAUAGCUGAGGCCUACACCACAGCUAUGGCAACACUGAAUCCAAGCCGCAUCUGCAGUCUACACCACAGCUUGUAGCAAUGUCAGAUCCUCAAUCCACUGAGCAAGGCCAAGGAUCAAACCUGUAUAAUUACAGAGACAAUGUCGGGUCCUUAAGCUGAUGAGCCACAACAGGAACUCCAGGUGUAAUUUUUCUUAAUAACAUUUUAUUCUGUGUUAAGUGGACAUUGAAAAAUGACAAUGUAGUAUUUCUUGGGAUUUUCCUAGUGGCCUUGUGAAGGUUCCUUGAUGUCUUUAGUUUAUUAUAUAUAUUCUACCUUUCUUACUGACAGAGCUCCUUUUUUGAAGGGUGACAGGUAGAGAGCCUUUUUCCAUUUUCCAUACUAGCAAAUAGUUGAAUAAAUAUAUGUAUGUUUAUCAAAGAAUAUAUUUUCCCGUGCAUUAUUAUUUUCAUAUUUGAGCCUUUGCUUUAUGUCUUUCUUUCUGAUUAUAAUUUGAUGAAUAGACUUUGAAUUAGGAAGGAGGAAAGUUGAGGAAAGAAACCCAAAUACAAAGAUCUCAAUGAUAAUGCUUUAUUCUUGGUCACAAAAGAAAAACUUUGAAACUACCCCAUGGUUACUAGCAGUAAAAUCAAUAAUUGAAAAUUGUAAAGACUCAGAAGGGAAAAACAGAACAAUAGAGGUGAAUGCAUGGUUUCUGUUCAUUCUCUCUCUCUCUCUCUCUUUUUUUUUUUUUUUUUUUUUUGGACUUUUCAGUGCCACACCCACAGCAUAUGGAGGUUCCUAGGCCAGGGGUCAAACUAAAGCUGCAGCCACCAGCCUUCACCACAGCCAGAGCAAUGUCAGAUCCAAGCCAUGUCUGCAGCCCACAGCACAGCUCAUGGCAAUGCUGGAUCUUUAACCCACUGAGUGAGGCUGGGGAUUGAACCCACAUCCUCAUGAACGCCAGUCAGAUUUGUUUCCACUGAGCCACGACAGGAACUCCCUCAUUUUUAGAACAAAAAAUGCUGAACAAGCUAGAAGUUCACGUAUCUUCUUAGACCCAUGAGAUAAUUGAGGUUAUAUGUGAAACUAGUGCCUCCCCCCCAGAUGAGGGUUUGUUGAGGUACAGGGAAUUACUGAAAGCAGAAGCCACUGAAGCCAGCAACUUCUAGAACACAUAAAGUAUAAUAGAAGAAUUGCUGGAUACACAGUAUAAACUAGCUUGAGAGUUAAAAGCUCUAAGGGAAGCCAGUCUUCCAAAACCCCAAAAAUGUUAAAUUUUCUUCCACAAUCCCAAAUGGGUUCUCACUGUGAAGAUAGGAAAAAAUUGCCUCAUGUUCUAUGCAGGAAAUGGGAGGUAGUUCCCAUUGUGGCUCAGUGGGUUAUGAACUGGACUGGUAUACAUGAGGAUGCAAGUUUGAUCUCUGGCCUCAUUCAGUGGGUUAAGGAGCUGGCAUCACUAUGGCUGUGGUGUAGGCUGGCAGCUGCAGCUCUGAUUCGACCCCUAGCCUGGGAACUUCGAUAUGCCACAGGCACAGCCCUAAAAAGCAAAAAAAAAAAAACAAAAAUACCACCAAUAGUGCACGGGAGCACUUUGAUAUACACACAAAGCAUUCUGUUCUCUGUACCUUAGGAUAUCCCUCAAGGAAAACUAAUUUUCCAAAGCCUUAUGUGAUUGAAGAAAGAACAGUCAGACAACUCCCUUUGCUUUUUGAUCUGACAAGAGUAAAAGCCAAGAACCUCUUCUGACAUACAUAAUCCACGGAGUCUGUCCCACUAAAACACAGCAGAUUUAAUCCUAAUAUAAGAGAAUAUUUUCCCACCACACACUUGACUGCCCUAUCAACAGGACUCCAGUGUGUAAACAGUGGAUUAAAACAACUGCAAGGAGUUCCCAUUGUAGCUCAGUGGCAGCAAACCUGACUAUUAUACAUGAGGAUGCAGGUUCGAUUCCUGACCUUGCUCACUGGGUUAAGGAUCCAGCAUUGCAGUGAGCUGUGGUGGGUCACAGACAAGGCUCAGAUAUGGUGUGGCUGUGGCUGUGGUGUAGGCCAGCAGCUGCAGCUCUGAUUCAACCACUACCUUGGAAUUCCAUAUCCUGUGGGUGUGGCCCAAAAAGCAAAAAACAAACAAACAAAAAAAACCCUGCAAGACACAGACUCUACCUGCAAAUGAUUUCUAGGGAUAGCCAAACACAGCAAUGGAGAAAGAUAAAAGAACACUGGAGGAUAUUGAAGCCCCUGACACUCACCACUAUAGCAAAUAUUAAACACAGUCUAUUUCUUAGGGAAACAUGAGGAGUUCUGUGGUGCAGAAGGUUGAGGAUCCAGUGUUGUCAUUGCAGCGGCUUAAGCCGUUUCUGUGGUGUAGUUUCCAUCCCUGGCCUGGGAAUCUUGACCUGCCAUGGGCCAGGCAAAAAAAAA
Sus scrofa (pig) is the source of this 5238-nucleotide messenger RNA. The record is from RefSeq and is a predicted model, not a curated record. NCBI's taxonomy places the organism in Eukaryota, Metazoa, Chordata, Mammalia, Artiodactyla, Suidae.